This is a messenger RNA of Rodentolepis nana, 1110 nucleotides long. The record is from the annotation of a GenBank genome assembly. NCBI's taxonomy places the organism in Eukaryota, Metazoa, Platyhelminthes, Cestoda, Cyclophyllidea, Hymenolepididae.
GAUCGAGGUGCUUCUCAUGUCGUCACUUCUAGAGCACCUCAAAUCAAAGUUGCGGAUCAGAUGGAACAGUGUGGCAAUCAGGCCCAAUUUGUUUGUGACCAUCCGAUUGACGGGCCGAUUGUUGUGAAGAUUGCCAACGCGGAGGGUGGCAAGAAUGCUGUCCACAAAAUCACCGGCUCACAAUCGACUGAUGGAAAUGUGAAAACUGACUGGACUUUCCUCUCCUCGUAUCGGAAAUGGCUUGCCGUUGGAGAUGCUAACAGUAAUCUUCGUCUUCUCUGGAGUACAGGCUGUGCUAUUUGUCCACCCCUACGCCUCGACUCUCCCAUUCAAUUUCUUGCUGCCACUGUGCUCGACGAUUCCACUGAGAAAUUAGCUGUUCUCACUUCCUCCGGGUGUCUCACCAUCUGGAAAUUGAGUGCCAAAAUGUUGAGCUGCUCGGGUUCUCAUCUUGGCUGUGGUAUGGAGAAAAAUUUGCCGAAAAUUGUUCUCACAACCAAGUUGGACACCACGCAUUUCCCAGCUGUGGACCUCGCGUUCUCCCCCGGUGAAGUCAAGCACCCAGUUGUACAUUUCAAACUCGGAUCUUGUGCUCUCUUUCACGUAGAUAGGAAACUAUGGGUCGAGUUAUUCAAUGCUGGUGAAGGUGGAGAGGAUAGUUUCAAGCGGCGUGCUGCGGCGACACUCCAUCGAACUUGCCCAUCCGGCCCCCUUUCGGAGAUGCAGAAAUUUGGCCGACUAAAUGUCCUGGUUACUGGUGAUUUGUCUGCAAAUACACCCUCGCAUCGUAGAGACCUACAGGAAUUCUAUGAUACACAGAUACAAGUAGCUGAGAUGUUUGGCUCGGCUGCAGAAUUCAGGUUCUGGCUCAAUCGGUGGUUCCAACAACUUGUUAUUGAAAAUGACGAAAGGCGUAUUCGUCAAGUAUGUCUUGAUUUCAUUGGUCCAAUGUCAUCUUCCCUUAACACUUCAUGGGAAUCUACAAUCAAAGGUUUAUCAAAGCGAUCUCUUAUGAAGGAACUGUUUCCGCAUUUUGCAAUGGAUCUGGGAAUGCAGAGGCUGUAUGUAGAAAUGAAGGAGCUGUUUGAUAAUACUGAGGAUUCCGAAUAA